Rosa chinensis is the source of this 1976-nucleotide messenger RNA. Its product is annotated as protein IQ-DOMAIN 1. Lineage: Eukaryota; Viridiplantae; Streptophyta; Magnoliopsida; Rosales; Rosaceae. Bases 234 to 1673 code for a protein of 479 amino acids. Gene Ontology annotation, molecular function: protein binding. The record is from RefSeq and is a predicted model, not a curated record. The transcript is spliced from 6 exons.
GUUCUUGUGUGUCAAGAUCUGAUUUUUUUUUUUUUUACCUUCUUUUACCUUUACAAAGGGAAAGAGAGAGAGAGAGAGUUGGGCCUAUUAUUAGAGGUUGCUUCUAGUCCUCUUCAAGUCUUAAAUUGAAGAAACCCUUUUGUUGGUUUCCUGAGGAAGAAAAAAACAGAAGAGGGCCAUUUGAGAUCUGCCACACUCUGUUCAAAGGAGUGCAUCAGGGGAAUGAUAAGGAGAUGGGGAGGAAAGGAAAUUGGUUUUCUUCAGUAAAGAAAGCUCUCAGCCCUGAUUCCAAAGAGAAGAAAGAACAGAGAUCAGAUAAGUCUAAAAAGAAAUGGUUUGGGAAGCAAAAACAGCCAGAAUAUGAGUCUACCUCUUUAGCACCACCGCCCACAUCGCCACCUCUUCCUCCACAAGAAGAGGUGAAAUUAACCAAUGUGGUGAAUGAGCAGCAAAAUUAUGCUUACCCUGUUGCAAUCACCGCUACUGCAACAGUUGAGCCAGAGGUUCCUGCACCUCCUCCGGUUCAAGCUGCCCCUGAGGUAGUCAGAUUGCCCACAGUUAAUCGAUAUGCUGGAAAAUCAAGGGAGGAAGCGGCAGCAAUCAAGAUUCAAACAGCAUUUCGAGGAUACCUGGCAAGAAGGGCACUGAGGGCUUUAAGAGGGCUGGUUAGGCUGAAAACAUUGAUAGAGGGAUCUGUUGUGAAACGGCAAGCCACAAAUACCCUCAAAUGCAUGCAGACUCUAUCUCGUGUGCAAGCUCAAAUACGUUCCAGGAGGAUCAGAAUGUUAGAGGAGAACCAGGCUCUCCAAAGGCAACUCCUACUUAAACAUGCAAAAGAGACUUUGCAGCUUGGGGAUGAAUGGGAUGAUAGCUUACAGUCAAAGGAGCAAGUUGAAGCAAACCUAUUAAGCAAGCAUGAAGCAGCAAUCAGAAGGGAAAGAGCCCUUGCUUAUGCCUUCUCUCAUCAGAAAAACGGGAAGAGUUCUGCAAAAUCUGUAAACCCAAUGUUCAUGGAUCCAAGCAAUCCAACCUGGGGUUGGAGCUGGUUGGAACGGUGGAUGGCUGCCCGGCCAUGGGAGAGUCGUGGCAUGACAGAUAAAGACAUCCACGACGAUCACUCAUCUGUUAAGAGUGUAAUUACUCGCAGCAUUUCCCCCGGAGAAAUCAAUAAGUCAUAUGCUCGAUACCUCCUCAAUUCCGAUAAGCAAUCCCCUACAGCCAGUGAAAAGCCAAGUCACCCUGGAUUCCACUUACCUUCAACUCCUUCAAGGCCAGCUUCUACAAAAGUAGCUCGAAAAUUGAAGCCAUCACCAAGCCCAAGGGGUAGCAUUCGUACCCCAGAUGAUGACACAAAGAGUGUGGCCAGCAUGCAGUCAGUUCAGUUUAGGAGGCACAGCAUUGCUGGCUCAUCAGUAAGGGAUGACGAGAGCAUGGACAGUUCUCCAUCACUUCCAAGUUACAUGGUACCAACUAAAUCUGCGAGAGCUAAGUCCAGGUUGCAGAGUCCGGCAGAAAAGAAUGGGAUAACUGAGAAGGAUACCGAGUCUGUUAAGAAACGGCUCUCCUUCCCUGCCUCGCCAGCCAGACCAAGGCGGCAUUCUGGUCCGCCAAAGGUGGAUACAACUUUAAUCACUACAGAAAGAAAAGUGAGCAGUGUUGAAGUUGGAAGUUGAUUAUAGCCAGCAGAGAAUACAGGAAGAAAAGCUGUAUCAUGAAGUCUUGGUGAGUUCAUGAGCGAAAAAGAAAUAAAGGUUACUUAUUCCUUUAAUUUGUUAAUCCUCAAGAAUUGGUGUGGGUUAAAAUUGGUUGCAGGGGUUGUCAUGCUGCUGCAGGUUAUGGUUAUUUAUUCAAAUUUGUUUAUUUAUAUUUUCUGUUACACAAUACUUUUCUGUUAUUUGGGUGUUUGGCAUGGUGAUGUAUGUCAGGACCCUAAACCCUAUUCAUAGAAAACUGAUAGUCUUGCUGAUUUUUCUUGA